GCGGGAUUUUCUAUUACCUGUGUCAAACCUGAGUUGGGUAGAUAAUGAAAUAAAACGUCACUCAUGAUGGACAAUUCCACUGAGAACCUCAGCAAGAAGAACAGCAUGAUUGAGAAGCUUAGAAGGAGCUUGCGGCGUCAAACACGGAAGAAUCCUCCGUCACCUGGUGGCGAGGAAUCCAAUGUCCUACGUAAAUUACAUGCAACCGCAAAGAACUCAGACUCUGCAGCUUCGCCACAGCCUCCGUCACCCAGUCUGAAUGCUGGCUCUGCAUCCACCUCUCCGAACAACAACCAGAAAAAAGAGGAUGAUGAGUCAGAUGUUUCUUCUCACAAAUCCAGACCACUAACACGGUCAAACACAGAUCCCACUGCGUCCACUUUUGAUAAUACUUUGAAGAGAAUGAAAGAAUCUUUUUAUUUUAAAUGGAAAAAGGACGAAGAUAAAGCCACCUCGAUCGAGGAAAAAGUGAAUCCUACUUUUGAGGAAUACCUUGAAGGACAAUACCUGUUUGAAGCCACUCAGCUGUUGAUAGACAGGGAGAAACAUCUGUUUGGAGAGAUAACCGAAGCUGAUGCACUCAAAGCUCACGAGGAAGCAGUAGAAAAGCUUGCUGCAGACCAUAAAGCCCUUGAAGAGAGUAUAGAGCAGACCCUGCAGCAGAGCCUUUCUCUCAGCACUGAGGAAGAGGUGUCUGCUUUGACAUCUGCAGUGAAAGCCAUCAACCUUGAGGAAGAGCAGGACCAGCUGUGGAGACAAAGAUGCCGGACGCCACUAGCCUGGAGGCCCAGCGAGUGGAAGAAACAUCAUGACGAAGUCCUUCAAAAAUUAGUAAAUGGGCGUAUGGAUAAUCCAUCGAGCCCCACUGGUGAUCAGGUGAGCCAGUCAUCUAUGCAGGCAGACAUCCAGUUCAUGGGCAGGCAGCUGAAGGAGGACAUGCAGUGGGUGGUGGAGGUGGUGAAGAACUGCUACCCACCAGAGAUGGACAUCUGUAACUUUUAUGCAAGACAGUACCAUCAAACUUUCAAGGCAAGACUCAAAAAGAUUGCAGUUCUGGAUGACAAGGACUGCAGUUUCCUCCUGCGAUGGGUGAAGGAGUUUUAUCCAGGAAUCCUUGAAAAACCUGAGCUGGCCAGUAAUAUCAAUACUGAAGCGCUGGGAAACCUGCUUCCUGAUGAGUUACUGAAACCUCUGGAGGAGGAGUACCUCAGCAAACAACAGAGUGACCUGAUGAUUUUUAUUGACCGAGUAUUGGAUGAAGCAAAGAAAGAGUGGGAUCAAGGAAAGGAGCCGACAAGAGAUGAUGGUUGCUACGCCAGUCCUGUGGCCUAUGAUGUCAUCCCGUUGAUCAACGGCAUCGUGACAUCAGCACAAAUAACUGUAAGAGACCUGCACAAGGCCCAGAAAAUAACAUCCAACCUGACAGACUUCAUGCAGGGGUAUAAAGAGUUUCAUGAAGACGUCAUAAGGCAGAACAAACGGCACAGCAAAGCUUUCAUAAAGGCAAACCUCAGCUGUGUCAAACAGUUCAGGUUUGUUUCUGAUCCACACGAUCUGUUCCCAAAGAAAGUGAAGGAAAACUGUUUGCCGAUCCUGACUGAGAUGAAACAGUCUGCCCACACUUAUUUAUUAACUCCUGUGCACAAGAUCCUCAAGCCACACUACCUGAAGUUGGGAACCAGUGACUGGCUGAAGAAGAACACAUUUGAGAAGCUGCUGUAUAGCACUGAAGAAGAGCUUCAAGAACUUCAGGGUUCGAGUCGGUCCGCUUACCAGGAGCUGAUUGGUCAGCUUCAGCAGGAAGUGACAGAAGAAUAUGUCCGGAGGCUCCUGAAAGGAAAGAUCAAAUUAAAGAACAACAAAAAGCAGAAGAAGGCUUACGAGACUGUGAAAGAAAAUGCAGAGAAACUCCACGAGCUGUUUGCCAAAAUGGGAUCCAAACAAGACUGGUUAAAGGAAAUCCUGACCAAGAUUGCAGAAGUGCUAAAACUCCAAGAUAUUCCUGCCAUACAGAUGCAAAUCGUUUCACUGGGAUCUGCUUAUCCCGACCUCAGUGAAGAACAUGUUUUGGCUCUGCUCAAACUCAAAGCAAACCUCUCUAAAGCCGACAUGAGUACCAUCACAUCCACUGUGCUGGACACACUAAAAGAAAGCUACACUGGUGGUGAAACCCGGAAGUUUUUCUCCAAUGUUGAAGUGAUGAGUCCUUCAUUUCCAACAUGUAUUACGUCAUGCAGUGGAUAAGAUGAGUUGAAUUCUAGUGCUUUCAGUC
Pelmatolapia mariae (spotted tilapia) is the source of this 2272-nucleotide messenger RNA. RefSeq names its product tumor necrosis factor alpha-induced protein 2-like. NCBI's taxonomy places the organism in Eukaryota, Metazoa, Chordata, Actinopteri, Cichliformes, Cichlidae. The record is from RefSeq and is a predicted model, not a curated record. The transcript has 14 exons. Gene Ontology annotation, biological process: exocytosis; exocyst localization. Gene Ontology annotation, cellular component: exocyst. Gene Ontology annotation, molecular function: SNARE binding. Bases 64 to 2244 code for a protein of 726 amino acids.